Populus nigra (black poplar) is the source of this 757-nucleotide messenger RNA. Its product is annotated as 2-hydroxy-palmitic acid dioxygenase mpo1-like. NCBI's taxonomy places the organism in Eukaryota, Viridiplantae, Streptophyta, Magnoliopsida, Malpighiales, Salicaceae. Gene Ontology annotation, cellular component: endoplasmic reticulum. The transcript has 4 exons. The record is from RefSeq and is a predicted model, not a curated record. Bases 1 to 612 code for a protein of 203 amino acids. Gene Ontology annotation, biological process: sphingoid catabolic process.
AUGGGGAAUUAUGGAUUGUUUGAUCUAGAGAAGCACUAUGCAUUCUAUGGUGCAUACCAUAGUAACCCAAUAAACAUAUUGAUUCACAUGAUAUUUGUUUGGCCAAUCUUUUUCGCCUCUAGUUUGAUUCUUUAUUUCACACCUCCUCUGUUUAAUCUCCCUCAAGUCGAGUUAUCUCUGUUUGGUAGUAAUGAUGUGGUUCUGUUUCUUAACAUCGGGUUCUUUCUUGUUUUAAUAUAUGCUUUGUUUUAUAUCUGUUUGGACCCAAAAGCUGGUUCCUUGGCUGCUUUGUUCUGUGGUUUCUGUUGGGUAAGUAGUUGUUUUGUGGCUAGCUGGCUUGGAUUCUCUCUUGCUUGGAAGGUUGUCCUGGUGGCUCAAAUAAUUUGUUGGACUGGACAGUUCAUUGGCCAUGGGGUCUUUGAGAAACGAGCCCCUGCUCUUUUGGAUAACCUUGUUCAAGCCUUUGUAAUGGCUCCCUUCUUUGUGCUGCUGGAGGCUCUUCAAACCUCUUUUGGCUAUGAACCAUACCCAGGGUUUCAUGCCAGUGUUCAAGCAAAGAUUGAUGCUGAAAUAAAAGAGUGGAAAGAGAAGAAGCUGAAGUUGCGUAGUUAAACUGGAGCCCGUUCAAUAAUCAUCAUCGAUCAGUUUAGAUCCCGUUAUUAAACUAAAUAAUGCCAUACAGCUUCUAUACAAUAUCCAUGAUCACGCACAAUGUACCAAAAACUUUAUGAGUUGAAUGCGUGAUUAUUUUUCACUA